Messenger RNA from Amaranthus tricolor (Joseph's coat), 2441 nucleotides. RefSeq names its product phenylalanine--tRNA ligase beta subunit, cytoplasmic. Gene Ontology annotation, biological process: phenylalanyl-tRNA aminoacylation. The record is from RefSeq and is a predicted model, not a curated record. The transcript is spliced from 21 exons. Gene Ontology annotation, molecular function: RNA binding; ATP binding; magnesium ion binding. NCBI's taxonomy places the organism in Eukaryota, Viridiplantae, Streptophyta, Magnoliopsida, Caryophyllales, Amaranthaceae. Gene Ontology annotation, cellular component: cytoplasm; phenylalanine-tRNA ligase complex. Bases 314 to 2095 code for a protein of 593 amino acids.
UUAUCAAAGUCCCCGACAUAACAAACAAUAAAUUUUUUUUUUUAUUAUCUAGUCUCAUAGAUUCUAUUCCGUUGUGGCUUGUGCCAAACACCCUUAGGCGUACAGCGUUCUCUACUUUCCAAACCCUAAACACUAUCAUCCAGAUACGCCUCACUCGACACUCCUUAACGCUAAGAUCUUCCUCCUCCCUUCCGCCGCUGUCCGCUCCUCGCUAGUCGUUGCCGGCCGCCUCCACGACUCAAUCGCUCAUUUCUCUCGCUGGGCGACCUUCUUCCUCUUUCUUCAGCAACCCUAAUCUCUAAUAAGCGUCGCAAUGCCUACUGUUAGUGUAGGCAGAGAUCGCCUUUUCGACGCUCUUGGCCGAACUUAUGAGGAUAAAGAAUUUGAGGAUCUUUGCUUCAGAUUUGGCAUUGAGCUGGAUGACAUUACGACGGAAAAGGCAAUUAUUCGGAAAGAAAAGCAUUUGGAAGAUGAAGAACCUACUGAAGAUGAAGAAAUCAUCUACAAAAUUGAAGUUCCUGCUAAUAGGUAUGAUUUGCUUUGUCUGGAAGGUCUAGCCCAGGCCUUGCGCAUUUUUGAAGAGCUUCAAGACAUUCCAACAUAUACACUUGCUGACAUUUCUCAUCAAUCCAUGCUGAAAAUGCAUGUGAAAUCUGAGACAUCUUCAAUCCGUCCUUUUGUCGUUUGUGCUGUUCUGAGAGGUAUUAGUUUUGAUGAAGCAAGAUACAACAGUUUCAUUGAUCUUCAAGAUAGGCUACAUCAAAAUAUAUGCCGGCGAAGAACUUUGGUAGCUAUUGGAACCCAUGACUUGGAUACCAUUCAAGGUCCUUUCUCAUACGAGGCUUUGCCACCGUCGGAAAUAAACUUUGUGCCUUUGAAGCAGGUUAAACAAUUUAGAGCAGACGAGCUAAUGGAGUUUUACAAGAAUGAUUUGAAGCUGAAGAAAUACUUGCAUAUUAUUGAGAAUUCGCCUGUGUUUCCAGUUAUAUAUGAUCGUGAUAGAACUGUGUUGUCUUUACCCCCGAUAAUAAAUGGUGCACAUUCUGCUAUUACUUUGAAGACAAAGAACGUUUUCAUCGAAUGUACAGCCACUGAUUUGACGAAGGCUAAAAUUGUUUUGAAUACUAUGGUUACUAUGUUUUCGGGGUACUGCGAUAAGAAGUUUGAAGUUGAGCCUAUACAAGUGACAUAUUCUGAUGGGAAGUCAUAUGUUUGUCCUGAUCUCUCGCUUUAUGAUAUGGAUGUAUCUCUGUCCUACGUCAAUGAAGCAAUUGGAAUUUCACUAGAGGCAGAUGAGGUAACUGGAUUGUUGAAGAGAAUGCAGUUGCAUGCGAAGAAGUUGUAUUCAGCUAAUAAUGACUGCAAAAUAAGUGUUUCUGUUCCUCCAACCAGAAGUGAUGUUCUUCAUCCUUGUGAUGUGAUGGAGGAUGUUGCUAUUGCUUUUGGAUACAAUGAAAUUCCAAAGAGAUUGCCUGCAUCAAUAAAGCCAUUGGGAUUGAAUGAAUUAAGUGAUUUGAUAAGAAGUGAGAUUGCUAUGAAUGGGUUCACAGAGGUGUUGACUUGGAUACUCUGCUCUUACAAAGAAAAUUUUUCCAUGUUGAAUCGCAAGGAUGACAAAUCAACAGCUGUGAUUAUUGGAAAUCCUCGUUCUGCUGAUUUUGAGGUGGUACGAAGUAGUCUCAUGCCUGGUAUAUUGAAAACUGUUGGGCACAACAAAGAUCAUCGGAAGCCUAUCAAGAUUUUCGAAGUUGGUGACAUAGCAGUUCUUGAUGACGCAAAAGAUGUCGGUGCUCGGAAUUGUCGUCAACUUGCGGCGCUUUAUUGUGGUGCUAGUUCUGGCUUUGAGACUAUCCAUUCCCUAGUCGACAGAGUUAUGGAAAUAGUAGGUACACCUUUUGUUGCAGAAGGAGAUAGCUCUGGCUACCACAUAAAGCUUGCAAAUAGCCCUGAGUUUCUUCCUGGAAGGCAAGCCAACAUUAUCUACAAAGGCAGGUACAUAGGGAUUUUCGGUAUUGUUCAUCCAGAGGUCUUGAACAACUUUGAUAUUCCGGAUCCUUGUUCAUAUGUGGAGCUUAAUAUAGAGAACUUUUUGUAGCCGCUACCCUAUCAUUUAGAUCGAAAAUUUGCCUACAGGUUCCUGCAUCAGCCUCUAGUUUCAUGAAGGUGUAAAAGUUUUAUCAUACUGCUCCGGAAUGGCAAAUGUGAAAACUUUAAGACGUAUUCUUAGAUAGCCUUGGAAUCUAUUUAUUUCUCAAUGUAUACUGUUGCAUUUAAGACAAUUUCUAUUCAAUUUUGCAAAUUUAUGAAGUUUUGUAGUGUUUUCUUCGAAUAAACUUGACUUUUGAAUACGACUGUAAGGAGCUGUUUUCUGGAACUGUUUGUCUCGAUUAAGUAAUUUCUAUUACAACCAGGAAUGAUAGGUGGAUAACAUUUUGUGGAUA